AUGGUGAACGCCGCUGUGACAUAUUUUCUCGUCGCGUCCACCGUGGCCGCGCCUUACAGCGCGUCCGCGACUCGUAUACUCGGAGUGUUCACACACCACGGGUACAGCCAUCACAUGGUGUUCUUGCCUUACCUGCGGGCACUGGCGGACCGCGGACACGACGUGCACGUAAUUAGCAAUUUCGGUUCGUCUCACCCAAACAUUACCGACAUCAGCGUCGCGGGCUCCAUGCCCAUGGCCAACAACAAUGUCACGUUCCCAAGCACUGCCGGGCAGUUCGGCAUCGUCGGCACGUUGAAGGACAUGUUCAAUCUGUACGAGAUUGCUAAGUCCACGGAGGCCGUGUUCGACGUACCGGCCGUCAGACGUUUACUCGACGAUCGGACCGUGUCGUUCGACCUGGUCAUCGCCGAGCAUUUUAACAACGAGCUGCCGCUUGGUUUCGCUGCUAAGUACCGCGUGCCGUUCGUUUUACUCAGCAGCUGUCCACUAUUGCCGUGGACCAUGUCAUUGGUGGGCCAGUCACAACUUACGGCAUACAGACCGUCUUUGUUCAGCGGUCUGCCGGAACGCAUGGACCUCGCACAAAGGAUGACCAACACGGCUGUAGCGAUCGUGUCCGCUGCUAUGUUCCGGCUGAUGCACCGGCCCUGGAGCCAACGUACGCUGAGAAAACACUUGGGCCUGGACGUGUCCCUGGACGAGUUGGCGUCCAACGUCAGUCUGGUAUUGGUCAACACGCACUGGUCCUUAAACGGAGUGUCACCGACCAUGCCUGCUGUAAAGGAGACCGGUGGGAUGCACGUCAUGCCGCCGAAACACUUGCCAGCCGACAUCCAGAAAUAUAUUGACGAAGCUGAGAAUGGAGUAAUUUAUUUCUGCAUGGGCAGUUUAUUAAGAGGCGAAACUUUUUCACCCGAAAAAAGACAAAUGUUCUUGAAUGUCUUUAAGAAAAUCCCACAACGCAUUCUGUGGAAAUGGGAAGGAGAACUACCAGGAAAACCGUCCAAUGUAAUGAUUCGCAAAUGGAUGCCUCAACGAGAUAUAUUAGCUCAUCCUAAUGUUAAGCUAUUUAUAUCUCAUGGUGGCCUAUUGGGAACUACCGAAGCUGUAUAUGAAGGUGUUCCAAUUUUAUCAAUGCCAAUUUUCGGUGAUCAAAUGACAAACAUCAAAGCUGUUGUAAGCAAAGGAGCUGCAGAGAUGAUGAAUUACGGAGAUUUGAAUGAAGAUGAUAUUUUUAUAAAAAUAACAUCCAUGCUCACAAAUCCUAAAUACAGACAAAAGGCUAAAGAGUUAUCAGAAGCUUUUCGUGAUCGACCUAUGUCUCCUUUGGAAACUGCAGUGUAUUGGACAGAGUAUGUCAUCCGACACAAAGGGGCGCCGCAUCUUCAGUCUGUUGCCGUCGGUAUGCCAUGGUACCAAUACUAUUUAAUCGAUGUAUUGGUUAUAAUUUUCUUAUCUAUAACAACAAUUUUUGUAUUAUUUUACUACUUAAUUUUCAAAGUUAUUUCUAGAUUAUUGAAUAGAAAAUCUAAAGAAAAACAAUCUUGA
Messenger RNA from Macrosiphum euphorbiae (potato aphid), 1551 nucleotides. Lineage: Eukaryota; Metazoa; Arthropoda; Insecta; Hemiptera; Aphididae. The record is from the annotation of a GenBank genome assembly.